Molecule: messenger RNA, 1334 nt
Organism: Pistacia vera
Lineage: Eukaryota; Viridiplantae; Streptophyta; Magnoliopsida; Sapindales; Anacardiaceae
Exons: 6
Coding region: 466-1071 (201 amino acids)
Biological process (GO): positive regulation of ATP-dependent activity; protein folding
Cellular component (GO): cytosol
Molecular function (GO): protein-folding chaperone binding; ATPase activator activity
Source: RefSeq, a predicted model, not a curated record
CUUGCGUGGAUCAUGUAGGAAGUUUAUCACUUACAACAGAAUUAAGAUUUUCCAUACAUAUCACGUCUUCUUCAAUUCAGUAAUUUAGUAGUACACAGAGCCACCCCACCUGUAAUUGGGCAAAUGGGCUAGAACCUCUGGUUUUGUGGGCCAGAAAAUCCUUUCCCAAACUCCAUUAACACAACCCAACCGAAAGCUUCGGGAAGAUCCUCCACUCCCGUCAUACCAAACCAAAAAUUUACCUCCAAAUUCAAUACAAUAAAAUAGAAUAGACCGGUCAACCGUCAACGCAACGCAGAGACUCACCUGUCUAUUUUCUAUUUAUUUCUUUCCCCAUUUUUCUGCAACAUACGCGAAACUUCCCAGCUCGAAGGAAUAACUCUCAAAGCAUUCACCCAAUUGCUCUCCCCUCCCCUUUUCCACCUCUGCAUUCUCUUUGUAAUUUCAGUAAACACCUUGUGUGCAAUGGAGAAUGGAGAAGCAAAAGUGUCCUCUGAACAACCACAAGGCUCUUCUUAUACAUACUGGGUGAGGGAAGCCACAACCGAUGCCGCGCCGCUUCCUGUCCCCAAAAAGCUUACACAAAAUGAUAUUCUUUCGCAAAAAUCAGAGCCCGCAACUCUCGGCUCUGUUUGGAACCGGGCAGGAACCUGGGAGGAGAAAAGCCUUAAUAAGUGGGCAAGUGAUAGAAUAAAGGAGUUGCUUAUAACAGUGGGCACCCUUGAGUUCCCUGGUGGCAAGGCAGAAAUAAAAGAAGUGUCAAACUGUGUAGGCGAUGCAUUCUUGGUGACUGUUCGAAACAAGAAACGUGUUGGCUACACUUACGAGUUGACACUGAAAGUCAAAGGAGAGUGGAUUAUCCGGGAGGAGAAAAAGGUAGUCAAGGGCCGUAUAGAGAUCCCAGAGUUCUCAUUCGGUGAGCUGGACGAUUUGCAGAUGGAAGUAAAGCUUAGUGAAGAAAAAGAUCUUCUGCACCAAGAUAAGUGGCAGAUCUGCCAGGAUUUGAAGCAGUUUUUGCAGCCUGUUCGCGAAAAGUUGCUUCAGUUUGAGCAGGAACUCAAAGAUAGGUAGGAGAGCGGUCAGAAUGGGGUUAUGUCAAAUGGAAACCCUGGUUUUGAUCACAAUUGUUACUGUAACUGUAUUUUAUGAGUUAAUUUUAGCAAGUAUUUCUUUGGAUUCUUUUAAGGGAACAUAAGAUAAUCAAGGAAGUGACUUUUUUCAUGUAAUCCUUGGAAUUUAUUGCCACUGAUGAGGGAUUGAUAGAACUUCAUUUCAAGUUUGCUUGGGUUGUUUCUCACAUUUGAUAUUGGAGAAUUUUUAUGAUCCUUACAUCU